GGAUGUACUAGGAACACGUAAGAUUAAUUAUGUAACAAUCAUCCGGAAGAUAACAACACGACUUUUGAAUUCAUUUCAGUUUUAUAUGGAAAACAGGAGGAACAAAGGUAUAUAACGUCAUUGAACAUCAGUUUGGAAUCAGUUACUACACUGAACUAUGAAACUAUAGGAAUUCAGAAUAAGUUUUUGAACAUUUCAUACAAAAUUUCAAAAUGCACUCAGAAUCAAAUAACAAAUUGGAAUUUCCACCAAUCAGUGGUUAUGAUUUUGAGGUGACGACGACACCCAAAGAAAAGCGAUACAGCGAGUUUGACUUCACUGCGACGACACCAAGGAGUAAAGGUCUGGAUGGAAUUGAUGAGAAAAAUGAAUCGCCCAAAAGAAAAGAAAUUACUCCAGAAAUAACGCCAUUAUUUAGGGAAUUUUGUGAUAAUGCGUCAGUUCAUGGAGUGAACCAUUUAAGAACUGAAAGAGUGAAAGUGAAGCGCUGGGUGUGGACAAUUUUUGUGAUUCUUGCAUUAGGUUUUAAUUUAUUCCAUUGCUCUCUCCUUAUUGACAAAUAUCUUGGUUUCCCAUCAGAGGAGACACAAUUCGUUGACCAAUCAUGGAUUGAAUUUCCUUCCGUGACAAUAUGUAACAUAAAUGCCAUGUCAAGAAUCACACGGAAGAAAAUGUUGGAAGACAACAGCACGCUGCUUUACAAAUGGCACGAUUAUGUGAACAAUCGAUUUGAGGCAUUAGUGUCUGAUCUGGCAGAUGGAUAUUCAUUAGAGGGGUCUAAUCUACUUGACACCCUUGAACUAUUAUACAACAGGGUGCAUCUACCAACUGGGUAUCUCGAAAACAUAGGUGAGGAAGCCCUAGAAGUAGGACACAAACUGAAUGAUCUUGUCGUCGAUUGUACAUUCGGCAUAACAAAAUGCCAUGCAGUGAAUUUCACCGCUUUCUUUGAAUCAACCUAUUAUAACUGUUAUACAUUUAACGGUGGGAAUGUAUCUACGAGUCAUAACAAUCUAAUCACGCGUACAACUGGGCCACAAGAGGGGCUUUCCAUUAUCAUGUACCUAGAGAGUGAUAAUGGUAACAUUAACGAAAAUGGCAGUUAUUUAACAAUGUCGAAGUUGAACAAUGCAGCAGGAGCAAGGGUGAUGAUUCAUGCCCCGAAUACAAUGCCAAGCCCAACAGAUCAAGGUUUUGAUAUUCCACCAGGUUUUUCUAGCUCUGUUGGGGUCUCGGUGUCAACAAGGACUCGUCUAGGUGAGCCAUAUGCUAAAUGCAGCAAGAGGGAGAUUAACAUUGGCACGGAUUACCUCUAUUCAGAUAACAUAUGCCUGAAGUUAUGCCAGCAACGAUAUGUCAUGGGGAACUGUAAUUGUAUCAGUUCUUUACUACCAUUCGACCGCAGCACAGACUUGUACUUCUGCGGACAUAUGGAUUAUAACAAUAACGCAAGCUUUUUUGAAAAUAUGGCGUGUGAAUCACGAGUCCUUGAAGAAUUUGUACAUAAUGAGGAUGUCCGUCGAGAAUGCGGAUGUCAUCCUCCGUGUAAUAACUACAUCUACAAUUACCAAACAUCACAAUCAUACUGGCCAUUAGAGUACUACCAAGCAGAUUUUUACGACUUGUAUAUACUCAGUGACCCUAAUAAGGAGAACCUUAAAGCAUACCAGAACCUAAAACAUCACAACGUACCACAAUUGAUCGAAAAGGGACUUAUAAGGAAGAACUUCCUGAGGCUGAAUGUAUAUUUGAAAGAUCUGACAAUAGUCCAACACAUAGAAAAGAGGUCAUAUGCAAUUGAGAAUUUAUUCAGUGACGUUGGAGGAACAUUUGGACUAUGGGCUGGAAUGUCGAUAUUAACAAUAUGCGAGUUCAGUGAACUAUUUUUUCGAGUAAUGGCUAUCUUAGUUAGUAAAUUCUUAUCCAUAUUUGGACCUAUGUCAACCCGUGCGGUUGUUGAGGAUUCAAGUUCUAACAGUCAUACACCAGUAAGAAGGACUUAAUUACCUAAACUCAAACAUCCUGGACUUAAAAUAGCGAGGACUUUAUCUCCUGAACCCAAACAUCUGAACUCAAACAUUCAGGACUUAAAAUUGCCAGGUUUUAAACAAAACUACCAUGACUCAACUUUAAACAUUUCUACCUUUUUACAAUGACAUAAACUUAAUUAUAAGGAGAAACCAUUUGCUAAAUGUGAUUCAGAUUUUUUAUUGAAAUAAAGAUAAGGCAAAGUUUGUAAAUAAAAAACAAAUAAAAAUUAAA
Messenger RNA from Owenia fusiformis, 2262 nucleotides. The record is from the annotation of a GenBank genome assembly. Lineage: Eukaryota; Metazoa; Annelida; Polychaeta; Sabellida; Oweniidae.